Adineta steineri is the source of this 627-nucleotide messenger RNA. The record is from the annotation of a GenBank genome assembly. Lineage: Eukaryota; Metazoa; Rotifera; Eurotatoria; Adinetida; Adinetidae.
AUGCGUUUAGUGGAUUCGACUGCAAUUGAUGGUCAACGAUUAGAAAAUAAUCUAGUCUCAAAUUUACCACAUCUAGAAAGAUUCAAUUGCAAUUUUUGGUUUGUUUUUCCGUCAAAUCUUUUUCCAUCUCUGCUCGAUGUUCAAAUGUAUCUUGAUAAAUUUAAGACUGAUUUCUGGAUAUCAUCACAAUGCUUUCCACCAGUCUACUGUUUUUAUAAACAAACUGAAACGGAAUCGUACAAUACUAGUUUCGUGAUGCAUUCAUUGCCACAAAUAGAAUUUUCAUAUCAUUUGUUUCCUUCUUCUGUACCUUUAAUCUACCUUUCUAACAAAGAUAAUAUGUAUCAUCUAAAAGAUGUCAGUCAAAUACGUGUUAAAGAUGAUAAUUUAUCAGCUGAAUUUGUUCAAUCUGCUAGUGAUCUCUUUCCGAACUUAAAACACAUCACAUUUUCUAAUUGCUGUAUUAUAUCUACCAAUAACAAUUGGAAUGGUACUUCGAUAAUGACGUCAGUAACAUUUAUUACGUUCAAGAAUGAUUUUCCAACUUCAGAGGUCUCGACAGCUCAACAAUAUUUGAAACUAUUAUUUCCAAAUGCAACCAUCCUUUUAUAUGCAACAGCGUAUUAG